UGCGCAUGCGCAAGGAAAGUUUCCUAAAGGAAGGCAAAGGGCAUUGCUUUGGAGAGCAGGCUUGAUGGGAGUUGUAGUCCUAUAGCAACUGGAGAGCCACACUCCUCUCAAUUAAAGUGCAGCCUCCCGCCUGUCUGUCCCAAUGCCCUCCUGGGCCGAAGAGGUGCUGGGCCUGCUCUCCAACCUCCUGCUGUGUGCCACCUGCCUGGGCUCCGCUUUUGGGACCUUCCAGAUCAGCCGUGGUGCCUCCACCGGCUUUCUUCUCCAGGCGCUGGUGCCACUGUUGGACCUGGCUGCGCUGGUGCUGCCCGCCUCCUUGGGGCUGUGUUCGGAUCCCACGGUGGCCACAGAGGGGUCCUGGGUGGCCACAGUGCUGGGCCUGCCUUUGCUGGCCUUUGGCUUCCACUGGCUUCACGGCGACACCUCGGCAGCCAACGCCAUCCUGGGAGGGGCACUCCUUGUGGCCGCAGCGGGGGGCCGCUUCUCCGAGGAAGGACAGGCUUUGGCCAGGCACUCCGCCACCGCCAUCACCGCCGUCACCAUCCUCAUCAUUUCAGUUUUCACCGGGAACGCUUAUGGAGCGACCGGCAGCUUUCUGGUUGGGCUCGCUGGGCUCUUGGAAGGAACUUUGUGGACAAUUUGGCCAAAGAAGGAUGCCCUUCGCAUUAUCAUGUCCGUCGCCAACCUGGCCUUGCGGAGGGCUUUCCAAACACAGCAGCAGGAACUGGAACGAGGCUGCGGGGGACUGUUUGCUUCUGUGUCGGACUGAGGACUGCGUGUCCUAGAGUUGGAAGGGACUCCAAAGGGCAUCUAGUCCAACCCCUUUCUGCCGGGCAGGAAGACACAAUCCAAGCCCUCCUGACCAAUGGCCUCUUCUCGAAGACCGCAACCAGACUCCCAGGCAGCAAAGUAUUUCAUUGUAAAACAACAAUAGCAUUUGGAAGUUCCUUCUAAUGUUUAGGUGGAAUCACUUUUCCUGCCAUUUGAAUCCAUUGCUCUGUGUACUAAUUGUUGCAUCCUCGAACAGGAACAGGACCCUCUAAUCCAGAGUUUCUCAACCUUCCUAAUGCCACGACCCCUUAAUACAGUUCCUUAUGUUGUGGUGACCCCCAACCAUAACAUUAUUUCUGUUGCUACUUCGCAACUGUAAUUGUACUCCUGUUAUGAAUCGUAAUGUAAACAUCCGAUAUGCAGGAUAUAUUUUCAUUCACUGGACCAAACUGGGCACAAAAUCCAAUAAUACAACCAAAUUUGAAUACUGGUGGGAUUGUAGAGAGGAUUGGUUUUUCUCAUUUGGGAGUUGUAGUUGCUGGGAUUUGUAGUUCACCUCCAAUCAAAGAGCAUUCUGAAAUCAACCAAAUUUGGAACACAGACCUCCCAUGACCAACAGAAAAUAUGGGAAAGGUUAGCUGGGUUUUGACCUUGAGUUUUGGAGUUGUAGUUCACCUACAUCUAGAGAGCACUGUGCACUCAAACAAUGGUGGAUCUGGACCAAACUUGGCACAAAUACUCAAUAUGCCCAAAUGUAAAUACUGGUGGAGUUUGGGGAAUAUAAACAUUGACAUUUGGGAGUUGUAGUUGUUGGGAUUUAUAGUUCACCUACAAUCAGAAUAUUCUGUUCUCCACCAAGGAUAGAAUUGGGCCAAACUUUCCACACAGAACCCCCAUGACCAACAGAAAAUACUAUGUUUUCUGUAUUGUCGAAGGCUUCCAUGGCCAGAAUCACUGGGUUGUUGUAGGUUUUUCCGGGCUAUAUGGCCAUGUUCUGGAGGCAAUUUUUCUCCUGACGUUUCGC
Molecule: messenger RNA, 1795 nt
Organism: Anolis sagrei ordinatus
Lineage: Eukaryota; Metazoa; Chordata; Lepidosauria; Squamata; Anolidae
Gene: TMEM276
Product: transmembrane protein 276
Source: RefSeq, a predicted model, not a curated record